This is a messenger RNA of Aspergillus sclerotioniger CBS 115572, 1000 nucleotides long. Its product is annotated as SDR family oxidoreductase. The coding region runs from base 1 to 993 and encodes 330 amino acids. The record is from RefSeq and is a predicted model, not a curated record. Gene Ontology annotation, molecular function: oxidoreductase activity, acting on the CH-OH group of donors, NAD or NADP as acceptor. Lineage: Eukaryota; Fungi; Ascomycota; Eurotiomycetes; Eurotiales; Aspergillaceae. The transcript is spliced from 3 exons.
AUGUCGUUUCUUUCCCCCGCCGUCGUCCACGAAUGGACCCAAACUGCCGUGGCCAGCCUACCGCCCCCGGCCCAGCAGGCGCUAUUGCACCCACUCGUCCCCAAAGCUAUCGGUGCUGUGCUGGCACUCACUGCGCUGCGCCAGACCAACCGCGUACUCAACACCCUGUCGCUUAACAAUUUGGGCAGCCGGACUUGGAACAAUAAUCGCGAGCUGGUUCUCGUGACAGGUGGAUGUAGCGGUAUUGGCAAGCAGAUCAUGACUGAGUUGUCCAGCCAGGGCGCCCGAGUCAUCAUCCUGGAUAUUCAAGAACCCUCCUUCAAGCUCCCUCCCAAUGUAACCUUCUACAAAGCCGACAUCACCUCCUCCACCGCCCUCCACCCCGUGGCCGAGCAGAUCCGCUCCGAGCAUGGUCAUCCUACAGUGCUGGUCAACAACGCAGGGGUGGGCCAUGAUGGAACCAUCUUGGAGGAACCCGAGGCCAAGAUCCGACAGACGUUCGAGGUCAAUACAAUUUCGCAUUUCAUAACGGUGCGGGAGUUCCUCCCCGCCAUGAUCGAGCGCAACCACGGCCAUGUGGUGACAGUGGCGAGUAUGGCCAGUUUUGUGGCGUUGGGGGAGAUGAUUGAUUACUGUUGUUCGAAGGCGAGUGCGUUGGCGUUCCAUGAGGGGCUAGGGCAGGAGUUGAAGUAUUGGUUUAAGACGACGGGAGUGAAGACUAGUGUGGUUCACCCAUUUUGGGUGCGUACGCCCAUGAUCCAGCAAUUAACGGACGCGGGCAACGAGUUCAAGCAGCCGGUCUUGACGGUCGAGCGGGUAGGAAAUGCCAUUGCGAAGCAGAUUUUGUCUGGGAAGAGUGGGCAAGUCAUCCUGCCAGAGAGGUACUGGGUGGCCAGUCUGGUGCGGGCAUUUCCGACGUGGAUGCAAGAGCGGGUGAGGGCGCUGGCAUCGGCGGAUUUGCUGCAUUUGCGGGAGUGGCAGCAGAAGCAGUGAUACCUAG